Hypanus sabinus (Atlantic stingray) is the source of this 1679-nucleotide messenger RNA. RefSeq names its product ubiquitin-conjugating enzyme E2Kb (UBC1 homolog, yeast) (gene ube2kb). NCBI's taxonomy places the organism in Eukaryota, Metazoa, Chordata, Chondrichthyes, Myliobatiformes, Dasyatidae. The transcript has 8 exons. Gene Ontology annotation, molecular function: ubiquitin conjugating enzyme activity; protein binding. The record is from RefSeq and is a predicted model, not a curated record. Gene Ontology annotation, cellular component: nucleus. Gene Ontology annotation, biological process: protein polyubiquitination; proteasome-mediated ubiquitin-dependent protein catabolic process. The coding region runs from base 129 to 755 and encodes 208 amino acids.
CUGGCCGGGUUACCCCGCCAGUACGAAAUAGCGAGAUGAUUCAACGUUGGAUGAAAUAAUUUAAAUAGGCUCCAGUGAGCUAUUACAUACAGUCAGAAUUGGAAUGUGUACUGACUGGAAAGACUAGCAUGUGGAAGCGCAGCGAGACUUGCUGCGCAAACGCACUCUGCCCUAUGCUGCGUGUUUCUGGCAUUAUCUAUUUAAUUCAGAUACUGACCAGCAAGAAUCAAAUAAAAGUAGAACUCGUAGAUGAAAACUUUACAGAAUUGAGAGGGGAGAUUGCAGGGCCUCCUGAUACACCAUAUGAAGGAGGGCGAUAUCAACUAGAAAUUAAAAUUCCAGAAACAUAUCCAUUUAAUCCUCCAAAGGUUCGGUUUAUCACAAAAAUUUGGCAUCCAAAUAUUAGUUCAGUAACGGGAGCCAUUUGUUUGGAUAUUCUGAAAGAUCAAUGGGCAGCUGCUAUGACUCUAAGGACAGUUUUGUUAUCGUUACAAGCCUUAUUGGCAGCAGCUGAACCAGAUGAUCCACAGGAUGCAGUAGUCGCACAACAGUACAAGCAAAAUCCAGAGAUGUUCAAACAGACAGCCAGACUCUGGGCGCACGUGUAUGCUGGAGCACCAGUUCCUAGCCCUGAGUACACUAGAAAAGUAGACAAAUUGUGUGCUAUGGGCUUUGAUAAAAAUGCAGUAAUAGUGGCCUUGUCUUCACAAUCCUGGGAUGUGGAAUGUGCAACAGAACGACUGCUCAGUAACUGAGGAAUUUGGGAUUGCUUCUAUAGCUCUGAUGUCCAUUCAUUGACAAGCACCUCUGCCCUUUGUUCUUACUGGGUUCUGCAUAGAUUCCAUUUUAAACAUCACUGUAAUAUGUGAUAAUUGCUUUAAACAAGACUGGAUUCGAUGCUCUGUAAAUAAAGCUCUCAAAAGAUCUGUGUAAAUCAAAACAAAGGGGAAAUGUGAAAUACUUUUUAAUUUUUUUCCUACUCUGCACUGUAAGGAUCCUGAGUUUGAGUUGCAUUCAUCCCCAAAGAUGACAUAAUACACCUGCUUUAGUGCAGUUUAACGAAGUAUCAAGGCUUUCAAUUGCAACAAAUUGUUCUUGAUAAAAACAUGCAAUGUGGCCUACAUCUUAAAAUAUGUUUUUUUUUCUACUUUUUGUAUGUGUCAUGGCUGAUUAGAAUUUCUAUUUAGUUUGUUAUUUAGUGAGUGCCUGCUUCACUCUUUAAUUGUGGCAGUACUACACGAGUUGCUGUGGAGAUACUGUUCAAAGUUAAAUCAUUGAGGACGCCAAGUCAAAGGUUGAAGCAUAUUCACGAUGAGCAGAUUACUUGAUUAUUCUCCCAUGGUUGCAUUGUUUUCCAAAAGUCUUUGCUAUGACACAGUCAAAAAGUGUUGACAUGCUACAUUUUUUUUAAUGGUUAUAGCUGUUAAGUAACGUGGUAGCCACCUUGAUUUACUUAACAGGUGCUUAAAUAUGCAGUCCCAGCUUGUGAUUCACAUUUUCUUUGGAAGCUAUGGUGGCUGUUCUCUUGCUGUACAUAAUUUAAAGUUCACUUAGAAAUAGAGGUGUGUUAUUGAUCAGAUUGUCUGCACUCUAUUGAGUAUUUCUGAAAGUUCCAGUAUUGGGAUAUUUCCUGUAUAUACAGCCAAGCUUUCUAUUCGUAUUAAAAUAUUUCAUCUCGA